Messenger RNA from Penicillium oxalicum, 894 nucleotides. Its product is annotated as TMEM199/VMA12 family protein. The transcript has 2 exons. Gene Ontology annotation, biological process: vacuolar proton-transporting V-type ATPase complex assembly. The coding region runs from base 1 to 894 and encodes 297 amino acids. Lineage: Eukaryota; Fungi; Ascomycota; Eurotiomycetes; Eurotiales; Aspergillaceae. Gene Ontology annotation, cellular component: endomembrane system. The record is from RefSeq and is a predicted model, not a curated record.
AUGGUGCUUCUCACUGUCACAAGUCGCAUCGUCAUUGCGCUCGAAACGAUCCCGCCCUCGCAACGAACAGAGCUCAAUCUCCCAGUCUCUGCUCGAGUUGGCGAAUCAAUUUCACACGAAGAGCUCCUCCGACUGUCAAAGCAUCUUCAACAUGACGCGACCUAUCGCGAGUCACUGUCAACCGUGCAGAGUCCUUCAACGGUCUUGAAUACAUUACUCCGAGGCACAACGGUCUACAUUCCUCCACCACCCAAGAAACCAGAACCAAGCCCCGAGUACCUGGCUUCCAAAGCGCGCCUCCUCGCCGAGGCCGAACGAGCAGCCUACCAACGCCUCCUCAACCCAGCUCACACCAUAGAUCCAUCCUUCACCGACCCCCACGCCUCUUCCACCGACGCAUCCGAAGACCCUCUCACGCUCAGCCUCAUUUUCAACAUCUUCCUCUCCGUCCUGAUCACCGGGUUCAGCGUGUACUGGGCACUGACCAAGUUCCGAAUGCCAGUCAUCCUGGCGCAACUCUUCUCCACGUGGACGGGGCCCGGUCUCGAGGGCGGACAGGCUGUCUCUGGAGGCGCGUCGGAUGCGGUGCGCAUUCUCGUCUCGUUCUUUGCGGCGCUGGCGGUGGCUGUUGCCGAGGCAUUUCUGUACGGGGCAUACUUGGAGAAGGUGUCGCGAGCGAGGGCGAAAGAGAGGCGGAUGAAGGAGCGGAAGGUGGUGAUUGGGCCGGUGGGCGACGAGGGGACGGAGGACUCUGCGGCUGCAGCCGACGCUGCGAGUGUGACCGUGGAACAGAAGGAGGAGAUAUGGGGGAAGGGUGUGAAUGGAGGGGCGAGGAGGAGGGUGCGAGAGAAGUGGGAGAAGGAGAGAGAUAAAGUGGAGGGCGAGAUGGAGUGA